AAGAUGGACCCUGAAAGCUCCAUAAGAAAAGGAAAAAAGCAGUUGGCAUCUACCAGGAGUUGCAAUAGGUCUCCUUUUGACAUAGAACCUUUCCCCAUAAGUAAACUGAUUGAGGAACAACUGCUAAUAAAACCAGGCCUCCCAGAAAAUUAUUUGCUUCCGACAAAGAAGACUAGCAUUGAUGGAAAAUCAGCUGUCAGAAGAUGGACCUUUGGAAAAAGAGAUGAGAGUAAAAGUACUAAAACCAUCCUUAUAGUUGGAGAAACAGGAACAGGGAAAAGUACUCUGAUCAACACCAUGGUCAACUUCAUGUUAGGGGUCAGAUGGGAGGACAGAAUUUGGUUUCAGAUCACGGAGGAGGAUGCAAGAUCCCAGGCAAAAUCUCAAACUUCUGCCAUCACAGUUUAUGAGCUGUUUCUGGAAACAAGUUCUUCAUGUCUGAGAAUUAUUGACACUCCAGGAUAUGGAGAUACCGGUGGCAGGGAGUCUGAUCAACAGAUUGCAGAGCACUUGAACGUGUUGUUCAGAUCUGAAGAUGGCAUUCAUGAAAUUGACGCUGUGGGUCUUGUCGUCAAAGCAAGUCAGAAUCGCCUUACUGACUUUCAGCAUUAUAUCUUUGAUGCAGUUCUCUCACUGUUUGGUAAAGAUAUUGAGAGGAACAUAGUGACGUUCAUCACACACUCAGAUGGCCUGCCUGCUGCCAACGUCAUUAAUGCCCUCAAGGAUGCAGAAGUGCCUUGUGCCAAAGAUACCAGAGGAAAACCCCUUCAUUUCAUGUUCAACAACCGACAAAAUGAGACCUAUGAGGAGGAUCAAGAGGUUGCCUACCAGGGUUUUUGGAACUUAGGAUACAGAAGUGUGGAGAAGUUCUUCAGUAAUCUGGAAGAAUUUAACAGAGUAGACCUACAGAUGACAGUAGGUGUUCUAAGAGACCGCAAAAUACUGGAAGCCUGUGUCCACAACCUGCAAGAUGCCAUCGAGAUGGAGGAACUGAAACAGAAUGAGCUGAAGCAGACUCAAACAGUCCUGGACCAAAAUAGAGGGAAAUAUGAGAAAAAAGUCAUGGCCAAAGACUUCACCUAUGAGGUUGAGGAGCCUUGCAGAGUCGAGAAACCAAUCCCGGUUUCAAAAUGGAAAUUGACUGGGCAAGCAAUGUGCUGCACCGUCUGUAAGGAGAACUGCCACUAUCCAGGCUGCUGGUGGGUCAGAGACAACUCCUGGUGUAGCGUCAUGGAAAACUACUUUUGCAAGACGUGUACCGGGAAGUGCCAUUUCUCUGUCCAUGUCAAAUGGAACCAGACUUACCAUUCUUCAACUAAAAAGGUUAGGAAGACUGCUGAUGAUUUGAAAGAUGCGUAUGAAAAGGAAGAGGAAAGUAAGACAGCACUCCUUAACACAAAGAUUAAGAUGUGUAAUUUGUUGGAGGAAGCCUACCAAUGCAUCAUGGAACUGCAAGAGAUGGCUCUGAAGAAGGUAGCUUUGUCCACUGAUGUUUAUCUGGGCGUAAUUAAGAAGAUGGAAGAGGCAGGAGAGGAUACAGACCAGCCACAAGAAAGUAGACUGGAGAUGAAGAUCAAAGCUCAGACGCUGAAAGAAAUAAAGGAGGCUUCACACAAGAAGGAGGGAGGGCUGGUCUUGCCAAAGUGUCAGGGGGCUGCAGCUUUGUCAUGCAGCAGUUAGGAGAGUGAAGUUGUAUGACAGGAAACGAGGCGGAGAAGAGGUGGGGAAUGGACCGGGAAACGACAUCAGGCCUGACUUGAACCUGUGUCCCCGCGGUCAAUGAAGCCUGUAAAUGGGGGGCUUAUCGGCUUGCGCCACCGUGCCCCCCAACUCUAUUGAUCUUUUGACUGUGAAUAAUAUGACUUCUGGUGUAUUAUUGUGCACACAUAUUUUCAUGACACAACUGCAUUUCCUGCAUGAGAGGGUCCAUCAGAGCGGUGUUGAGUGACCAGUUGUCAUUAGCAAUCCAGCUGCGUGCCAGUUCCUGCAUGACCGCAUCUAUAUUCUCUGUCUUGUCUUUUUUACCUUCAUUAUGGAUGCACAUUAUUUUUAUUUUUCCUUUACUUGGACAGAGUAACUAUGAGAGCUGCUAAGAAGUGGUUCAUAAUUAUGUGAGGCAGUUUAUAAUUAUGAGAGCUUUCUAUACCUAUAACAACUUGUAAAAUGGGGUUUAAUCAAGGUAUUGUUGUGAUCAUGUGCCAUAAUGUCAAAGAUAUUGGACCUCAUUCUCGAACGCAGUAAGAAAAAAUUCUUU
Messenger RNA from Clupea harengus (Atlantic herring), 2254 nucleotides. RefSeq lists its product as uncharacterized. Bases 4 to 1680 code for a protein of 558 amino acids. Lineage: Eukaryota; Metazoa; Chordata; Actinopteri; Clupeiformes; Clupeidae. The record is from RefSeq and is a predicted model, not a curated record. The transcript is spliced from 5 exons.